Molecule: messenger RNA, 2196 nt
Organism: Thrips palmi
Lineage: Eukaryota; Metazoa; Arthropoda; Insecta; Thysanoptera; Thripidae
Exons: 4
Coding region: 23-1654 (543 amino acids)
Source: RefSeq, a predicted model, not a curated record
ACAAGACAUCCUGCACCCCAAAAUGACCGCGGCCAACCCCUCCCCUCGCCCAUGCCAGGAUGGCUCGGACUUGGAGACCGCCGGGCUGUCCCUCGUCGGGAGCCAGAAGCCUGCGCCGCCAGUGUGUGUUCAUCCUGUCGGCCUGGAAGGGGGCCUGCAAGGGGGCCUGGAAGGGGGCCUGCAUGGCGACGCGCAGGAGGACUGUGGUGUUGCAGCCACGGACAUGCAGCCAGUGGAGGAGGGGGUUGGGGGUGAAGAUAGCUCCAUGCAGCCCCAAGAGGCACUUUGGGACAUGGACGGUCUCGGGAGUCUCAGUCUCGAAGAAGAGGUGGAGGGCCCCGCCAGCUCGGCUAGUUUGCACAGCCCUGACUUGUUUGGUAAUGAAGAAAACAUCGGCAGCUUGCCUAGCUCCUCCGGCAGCUGCCCCAUACCAGCCAGCCAGUUUGUUUUCAUGGCAAAGUCUCAGAGGGAAGUGCCUAGCAAUGCUGACACAGACAGCUCUCUCGGAGAAAUCAGUGAUAUUGAGAGCGUUGGUGGUGACAUGGAAGACAGUCAUGGUGGGCCUAGUCCAGCACGCCAAUACUUUGUGCAUUCAGACUUUGAAAAUCAGGAAACUUUAGCUUCGCUAGCAGAAAUUCAGGAGCAUGAGAAAAAUGCCUUUGGUUUAGUUGGUGCACAGUGCUUAGAUUUCAAUGUGCCAUUGGAUGCUUUUCAAAAGACUCCUUCAAAGCUAGUUUCUAGAAAUUGGAUUGUGGACAUUGAGGCAGAAACUUUGCAGCAAUUCCCUUAUUACAAAAAUGAUUUUGAAGAAAACUCUCCUCAUGGCCAACAACAAGAUGAAGAUGACGGUCAUUCAGAAGAACAGCCCAUCACUGAAAAUGGUUUGCUGAGCGAAGAAAGUUGCAAUAUGCCCUCAGUGGAUGAAGCUCAAAUUUCUUAUGGCUCGUCCUCAACUUCUACUUCUCCCAACAGGGAUCUGGAUGCCCUGCAACUAACUCAAAGUGCUCCACUAAAACGCAGAGCAUCUUUCAAACGAUCGGAGCAACUGAAUGUGAAGCGAAGUAGGAGGAACUGGGAACAGUGGUAUGAACAAUUCAAGACUAUUGUAACAACUGGAGAGCAGAAAAAAGUUGCACAGGCACAACUACUUUCAAAAUUCUCCAAUGAGACAGAUGCAGAAGAUAAUGCUCAGGUUGAUACUGAUUUAGAAAUGUUGAGUCCUGUGUUGUUUCAACACGAGAUAAGUUGCAAGAGUGGAUUGGAAGGUGUUUCCAUUCCCCAUUGUUCCACACCACUGAGCUGCAACCGAGGAGAGAGACCCUUUACCAAUGCGUCACAAAGUCCUUUUGCUUUAACAGACAAAGAUCAGUUAGUGCCUGAAGAGAACUGCCCCCCUAAUGCAGAACCAUGCUGCAGCACAAUGGCUUAUCCAUGUCAGAGGAGACUUUUUAACUGGGAAGAGCCAUCAUGGAAACCUUCUGCUUCAGAGGCAAAUUCAUCUGACCUAGAAAAUGAACCGUCAGAAGAGCCACAACAUCAAUAUAUUGCUCAGAGAUCUGUGCUCAGAUUGGGUCUCUCCAAACGACAUCGGCCUAAACCUUUACAUCCGCAGAAGCCUAAAUGGUGGGUGCUGCAACAAUGCACUCUUCUGUAAUUUUUAUUUGAGAACUAAUUUAAUCACAUCAUAAAGGUGGCGAAAACAAUCUGUGGCUGAAAAGAAAUACACAAUAGACAUUAAGCGACGAAAAUAUUGUAACCGGUAAUCAGCACCUCAUAGUGAUAUUUAUUUCAGUGAGAACCCUCUAACACUCACUUCUUGCUACAGAGCACCUUAGAAGGUUUUUCCAGUGGUGGGGGUGAUCCAUAGCUGCCAUAAUCUGAGCCAAUCCAUGUCUUUCUCUGAAAGCGGCCUAUUGGCUGCCACUUAGAAGUUGGUAUUGCUGCUGAACCUCUGUAACAUAUCAAUUCAGCUGUCCAAGGGGUCUGCCUAUUUGCAGAUUGUCUGUUUUUAUUCAUAAGUUAUUGAAUAUUUAUAUUUACACAUUUGUUUUUACCUUUUAAUGAAUUUUUAAAGGAUGUGUCAUGUAAGAAUGAAUUUCAUCUAAUGUUUUCUUUGUUUCUUAUUAUUUUAUAUUUUUGCCAAGCAAAAUUGUUACUUUUAGCCCAAAACAAAUAAAAGUAAUUUUCUGAGUACAA